AUGUUCAAGCUCCUCCCGCUCCUCCUCCUCGCAGUCCUCCUACUCUCUUUCACUGGCUUCACUGCUGCCAUCCGCGACAUCACUCCUCCUAUCGAAGGCAACACCAUCUGCGAAACUAGCAGCGGCUCCCCCCUCACCUUUGAGCUGAGGGAGCUCAUUAGGACCGGCCCCGGUUUCGAAGUUUUGUGCGUUCAGAAGAAACCCAACGAUGCUAACGGUCGUCCUGGAUGUACCUGGUGCGGGGGGUUGGCCGGCGGUAAUCUCAAGAUCUCUAUCUGCGGAGUGAAGGGCUCUCUAUUCAACUUCAAUGAAGUUAAGCAGAUGUUGAAAAAGUUGGUGGAUGAAUGCACCAAAAGUUACGGCAUAUUCAGAAUUCGGAAGACUGGUGGGAUGUGGAGGGACAAGGGGGGGAAGUUCACGGUCCUCGCACACCUCUGA
This is a messenger RNA of Morchella importuna, 438 nucleotides long. RefSeq lists its product as uncharacterized. The coding region runs from base 1 to 438 and encodes 145 amino acids. Lineage: Eukaryota; Fungi; Ascomycota; Pezizomycetes; Pezizales; Morchellaceae. The transcript has a single exon. The record is from RefSeq and is a predicted model, not a curated record.